Molecule: messenger RNA, 1825 nt
Organism: Tarenaya hassleriana
Lineage: Eukaryota; Viridiplantae; Streptophyta; Magnoliopsida; Brassicales; Cleomaceae
Product: putative tRNA pseudouridine synthase Pus10
Exons: 15
Coding region: 1-1626 (541 amino acids)
Biological process (GO): tRNA pseudouridine synthesis
Molecular function (GO): RNA binding; pseudouridine synthase activity
Source: RefSeq, a predicted model, not a curated record
AUGUACAUAAUAUACAUGUACUUAUUCAAAUAUCUUGAUGCACUCCAAGUCCUGCAGGCGCAACUCAUCGGUAAAACGACAUCGUUCCUUGAGUUUCAGAAAAUGUCAGAAGUUACAGAUGCUUCAUGCGCCGCCGCCGCAUCCACCGUCACCGGCGGCGUCCCCGGACCCGGUGACAACGGGGAUUCGCGAGGGCACGAAGCAGCUCAAUCUAUUCACUCCGACGUCGUGAAGGACCUCCUUUCUCUCGGCGUAUGCGAGAGAUGCAUCUUCCGAUUGGUAGCAAUCCGAGGUUUCGAUUCGGUUUUUUCUUCGGUCUCGACGUCGACUCUCCGGAGUCGGAAUGCAGUUGAUGGCGACACGAGUGUCCCGUCGGAGUCUGACCACUCUGGCGUCUGUAUUGUUUGCUUAGGCGUUUUGCAGUUCAUUUAUUCCGACGACAAACAGACAGUGGUGAAAAUGGAGAGUAAUAGUGAUUUUGCUACGAGGAUAGCGGAAUUUGUGAAGCAGAGUCAUCAUGAGUUCGAUAGCUUUGGUCUCGAAGUCUCUGUGCCGUCGGUUAUCACUGAGAAUGAAUCUGCAGUCAUGUCAUACCUGAAAGGAAAGUAUGAAUCUGAAGUUUGGCUGGAUACUGAAAGAACUUCAGUAAAGGAUGCCUUGAAAAAUCUGAUUUUAGAUCUCCUGAAGAAUUCACUGGAUGCUAAAUCAGAUUCAAGCCCUUUCCGCAUACGUUUGACAUACACCAACUCACCAAAUGAGGUUGAUAGUGCUGCUGAAACAAAGGGUGAGCAAAAGAGGAGGAGAACAGACAAAGAAAAUGGAUCAAACUGUAUGUUGCAGAAUUCACUGAAAAAGGUUUACAAACCAUGCAGCUUGGAAGUGCUUUUCCACAAAAUGCCUAUCUACUUUGGUGGGAGAUACCUCAAAUUCUCAAGAAACGUGAGUCAGACACGAUGGAUUAUUGAUGAUGAAAGGAUGGGUGAAGCCUCCGUUGAGGAGAUAAUUGGGAGCAACAUUCUUCCAGCAUGCUUUGGUGAUAACUACAAAUUCCACGCAGCUGGUAGAGAAGAUAUUGAUGUUCGGAUGUUAGGUUCAGGCAGACCUUUCUUGCUUGAGAUUCAGAAUCCCCGCCGAUUCCCAUCAGUGGAUUUGCUGAAGGAAAUCGAAGCUAAGAUGAACAACUUGGAAAACAAACUAGUGGGGGUAAGAAACCUAACGCUUUUGGAAAAUCAUUGUUGGAACCUUAUGCGCGAAGGAGAAGGAGAGAAGAGGAAGCAAUAUGCUGCGCUUGUGUGGAUUUCUCGUCCACUCGAAGAUAAAGACUUGGAGUCCAUUUCUUCUCUAAAAGAAUUGAAAAUCUUGCAGAGAACUCCAGUACGGGUGCUUCACCGACGAAGUCCAUUGGACCGAGAAAAGAUUAUACACUGGAUGAAUAUCGAGAAGAUAGAAGGGAAUUGUCAGUAUUUUCUCUUGCAUCUGUGCACCCAGGCUGGGACAUACAUCAAGGAAUUCGUUCAUGGAGAUUUGGGUCGGACCAGUCCCAGCAUCGGAUCGAUUUUAGGAUGCAGGGUUGAGAUACUGCAGCUUGAUGUCACAGACGUCAAAAUGGAUUUCCUUGAUGACUGAAUAGAGGCGAGAAUCAACGAGAUGAUUCUGUCAAAAGGUAGGCAAAUUCCAGUCUUCCCCCUUGAGAAAACCGCAGCCGGGUUGUGUGAUUUUGAGUUUUGAAGCUGGGAGAAAGUCCCGAUCAAAUUUUUGGUCUGCGUUCAUAUGAAACAUUAGGAUGUAUUAUUAUUGUUCACAGUUUGAUUUACCUGUUCUUAUA